This is a messenger RNA of Aspergillus uvarum CBS 121591, 656 nucleotides long. RefSeq lists its product as uncharacterized. Bases 100 to 540 code for a protein of 146 amino acids. The transcript has a single exon. The record is from RefSeq and is a predicted model, not a curated record. Lineage: Eukaryota; Fungi; Ascomycota; Eurotiomycetes; Eurotiales; Aspergillaceae.
UCUCUCGACCCGGUUGACAGCUGGAGCUGCUGACGGGAUCUAGAUAGUAGAUACCCAACAACAACACUUCUGGUAUGACUUUUGUUUUCUACAAGAACAAUGGAAUGCCUGCCUGUCAGUCAGCCUGUCAGUCAGUCACCAGCCCACAGCCCAGACCCGACAGCCCGACAGCCAAGUUGCGUGGAUGGGGCCUGCAGUUGCGCUACUUGCACGCUAGUUGAUUUAGUGAAUUUAGUGGCGGAGCUCCCACGAACGCCUCUUUCUGUUGUUGUUGUUUUCUUUCUUUGCUGCUGUGCUGCUGUUGCUGCUGCUGCUGCUCCACUUUUCAUCCGGCUUUCUUUCUGUCUGCGUCGGUGUGUGUCUGUGUGUCGGUCUGUGUGUUGGUCUUUAUUUCCACAGGGCAGCCCUAGUCCCGUCCACCAGCGCGACCACACCCAUUUCAAGACUUCGAAUCUGAUCCAUCAGCACACCACCACCUCCGUGGUUAUUCUUGUCUCUCACUUUUACAGCAUACUCCUGAAUGCAUCCCAAUCGCCCUGAAAUAUUCCUGAGCAAGGGUCUGAGAUUAAUCCAACAAUAACUUGGCCAAGACACAGCUCCGCAUGGGGGCCAGGGGAAGCUCUACUUCGUUGCCUGGAGCUGCCUCGCUCUCCGUG